Molecule: messenger RNA, 1560 nt
Organism: Colletotrichum navitas
Lineage: Eukaryota; Fungi; Ascomycota; Sordariomycetes; Glomerellales; Glomerellaceae
Product: DNA/pantothenate metabolism flavoprotein
Exons: 1
Coding region: 102-1265 (387 amino acids)
Biological process (GO): coenzyme A biosynthetic process
Cellular component (GO): nucleus; cytoplasm
Molecular function (GO): phosphopantothenate--cysteine ligase activity
Source: RefSeq, a predicted model, not a curated record
UCUCACCCCAUCCUCCCUGGCAUUGAUACCAAGCACGUUCUUGCAUAUAGAGGGAAGCACCCAUUACCAUCUCCGAUUGUCACUUCUUUACCAGGGCCAAGAUGUCAGCCCCUAAUGAAACCGAGCGCCAAGAAGACGCCUACUUCUCCUCGCAACCUCCCCCCAAGAACCUCGAGUCCCAUGUCGCCGCCGCCCGCUCCUUCAUAGACCACCACGCGGCCUCCUCGCGGCGCAUCGUCCUCGUCACCUCGGGCGGCACGACUGUUCCGCUCGAGAAGCAGACGGUCCGCUUCAUCGACAACUUCUCCGCGGGAACCCGCGGCGCCACUUCGGCCGAGUACUUCCUCGAGGCCGGCUACGCCGUCAUCUUCCUGCACCGCCAGUUCUCCCUGCAGCCCUACUCGCGCCACUACUCCCACGCCACCGACUGCUUCCUGGACUUCCUGGCCGAGGGCGACGAUGGCACCGUCGUCGCCAACCCGGGCCACCAGGAGCGCAUGCGCGCCGUGCUGCGCAAGUACACGGCCGCCAAGCGCAACAACAUGCUAUUAAUGCUGCCGUUCACGACAAUUACCGACUACCUCUUUGAGCUGCGUGCCAUCGCCGGGCUUCUGAGGCCCCUGGGCCCCUCGGCGCUGCUCUACCUCGCCGCCGCCGUCUCGGACUUCUUUCUCCCCCAGGACCGCAUGGCCGAGCACAAGAUCCAGUCCACCAACGCCACCGAAUCGUUCGGUUCGGGCGCCACAGUAGCGCCCGUCAAAGACAACAGCAAUGGCAACGGCAACGGUGCCAGCUCGGAAGACGAGGAGACCUUUGACAACUUUGACUCCUCCCCCAAGGUCCCCCGCUCCAAGCGCCUCAUAGUGGACCUCGACCCCGUGCCCAAGUUCCUCCAGAACCUCGUCGACGGCUGGGCGCCGCAGGGCAUGGUCGUCAGCUUCAAGCUCGAGACGGACCCGGCCAUCCUCGUGCACAAGGCCAAGUACUCGCUCGAGCGGUACCAACACCACCUCGUCAUCGGCAACCUGCUGUCCACGCGCAAGUGGGAGGUCGUGUUCGUUGCCCCGGGACAGGCCGACCGGUGGGUCCGCGUGCCGAGCGCCCAGCGCAAGUGCCCCGCCGGUGACGGUUCCGAGGCGUGGGAGGACAAGCCGCUUGACCCGAGCGCGCUGCCGGAGGGCGACCCGGAGGUGGAGAUCGAGAGCUUGAUCAUUCCCGCCGUGCAGGAUUUGCAUUCGCAGCACAUUCAGUCGCUGCAAAAGUGACGACAUUUCAGUUGAACGGGAGACGUUGUGUUUUUGACAGACUUUGGCGAGCGUCACGUAGCUAACGGCAUAGCGCGCAUACACGGUAAUAAAAGGAUUCGGAUACAUAUGUUUUUUGUCUUUCCAAAGGCCUCCAAACCGUUCGCUGUGCGAUGCUAGAACAUGAAACAUAAACCUUCUUUUUUUUUAAUCCACAGUCCGCGCAUCCCUUAUUUGGAAGGCGACAAGCGCCACGCCCUCAUGGGAAGUGACUGCAGAUGCAAGACUCUAGGGCGAAUGUAAAGCAUAAAUGUGA